AUGCUGGACGAUGCCCGUGUCAAGCACAUGGCGCAGCUCAAGAUUGCCUUAGAUCAGCUUCUCCGUGAAGUGUUUACCCGCAGCGACAAGCUGCGACAACAAGCGAGAGGACGGUGCGACAAGAAUACGCGGGUCAAGUUUGCCAACUUUAGUGUGGGUGAUUUUGUCCUAGUCGGCACCGUCGUUCAACGGCCUACGAAGCUUGCGCUGCAGUUGCGUGGGCCACAACAGGUCGUUCGCGUGGUCACGGAUCACGUGAUGGAGACGCAACAACUGCUUGCGACCUUCGAUUUGUCCACGCACCAUGCGUGUCGAUUGAAGAUGUACCACGAAGGCGGACGUGAGUGCGUGUUGCGGCAAACCGGCCGCUACAAAGUUCUAGUCAAGUGGCUCGGCUUGGAUGCCAAGGAAUCGUCCUGGGAGCCAGUCGACAACUUGCUUGAAGACAUCCCGAUAGUGCUGCGCAAGUGGUGCGCUGCUCACAAGGACGAAGAUCAUGUCGCGGACAUGAUGGCCCACCUAGAUCUCCCUUAG
Molecule: messenger RNA, 534 nt
Organism: Aphanomyces invadans
Lineage: Eukaryota; Oomycota; Saprolegniomycetes; Saprolegniales; Verrucalvaceae
Exons: 2
Coding region: 1-534 (177 amino acids)
Source: RefSeq, a predicted model, not a curated record